AUGGACAAAACGCUUGCAGAUAAGAACCAGGAUUAUUGGAAUGAUGCCUCAAAGCUUGUCUUCAAGGACAAAUGGGUGCACGAUCUGCAGGCCCAGAUUUCUGAAUUCUUGAAGGGUAACGCGGAGUGGAUAGGUAUUCAAACCUCUGACGCCGAAAAUUCUGGACAGACCAAGUUGAUGGAUUAUGCUUGCGGAAAUGGCAUUGUUUCACGGUCCCUGCACCCUCAUUUCUCCAAAUGCAUUGGCGUGGACUUGUCGGAUGGCAUGCUAGACAAGUAUCGCGCGACUGCAGCAGAUCUAGGCCUUGACGAGUCGCGCAUGAUAGCCAUCCAGGGUGACCUCUUGGCCCCCACGGUCAAACCCACGACGCCUCCACUGAGUGAGGACGAGCUCAAUGGGUUUGAUCUAGUGGCUAUCUGUAUGGCAUUGCACCAUGUUGAGGAUAUCGACUUGGCUACUAAGCGUCUAGCCGAACGAUUGCGACCGGGCGGUGUUCUUCUAAUCAUCGACUGGGCGACGCGUGAUUCGCUGAACGGUACUGUGAAGCAACCUGUGAUGGCGACAGGCCAAACCUCUUCAGAGAACAAUCACCAUCAUCAUCAUCACCACCACCAACACCACGUUGAUGAGACAAUCAACCCAAAGCAUCCUGCAGCGCAUACCAUCUCCCAUGACAGCUUUUCAAAGGACCAGAUAUUCUCUCUUUUCAAACAAGCUGGAUGUGGAGAGUCAAAGUUUGUGUUGGCAGAUAGACUAUCGCCCGUUCCUGGUGCGCGGAGUGGGGAGAUGCAGUUGUUUUGGGCCCGUUCAACUAAGCUUUAG
Messenger RNA from Penicillium longicatenatum, 822 nucleotides. RefSeq names its product class I SAM-dependent methyltransferase. NCBI's taxonomy places the organism in Eukaryota, Fungi, Ascomycota, Eurotiomycetes, Eurotiales, Aspergillaceae. Bases 1 to 822 code for a protein of 273 amino acids. The record is from RefSeq and is a predicted model, not a curated record. The transcript is spliced from 3 exons.